AUGUCGAAGCAGACUAAAGAACAGAUCAUCCAUGCCUUGGUAACUUCCAGAUUGGACUGCUGUAACGCCCUCCUGGUCGGUGUCCCUUCCUCAGCCUUUUCUCGUUUGCAGCGAGUACACCACAACGCAGCCCGUGUUCUUACUAAGACAGGGAAGUAUGCUCGAAUAAGUCAUAUCCUUCGUCAAUUGCACUGGCUACCGGUAAAGAGGAGUAUCGUGUUCAAGAUUUGCCUGACUACCUUCAAAUUUCUGCAUGGUCAGGCUCCCCAGUACCUCUCUGAGAUGGUAUCAGUAACGCAGUCAGUGAGGUCACUUAGGUCUUCAGAGGCUACGAGACUAGUCGUGCCAAUGACAAGAACGGUGACGUAUGGAGACAGGACCUUCACAAAAGUCGCACCUCUGGAACUCUCUUCCUUCUCAUCUUAG
Strongylocentrotus purpuratus (purple sea urchin) is the source of this 426-nucleotide messenger RNA. RefSeq lists its product as uncharacterized. Bases 1 to 426 code for a protein of 141 amino acids. Lineage: Eukaryota; Metazoa; Echinodermata; Echinoidea; Camarodonta; Strongylocentrotidae. The transcript has a single exon. The record is from RefSeq and is a predicted model, not a curated record.